CCCACUCCCUCAGCCAAUAAUCAAGACUCUCUCUCCCUUCGCAGUGCUGUCUAUACAUGCAUUCGUUCCUGCACAGCCUCUUUUAUAUCAGGGAUAUUAUAAUCCUUGAUCCAGCUCCAGCUACAGCUACAAUGAAAAUUUUGCUUUUCUUCCAUCUCCUUACAACUACUAUGUAUUUUUCUUCCUAUAACAUCUCCAUUUCUUCUCCUUCCGUGAUCUUUCUAAAAGGAAGGAGAUCCAUGAGAGAACAGCGAAUAUUGCCACUCCACAGAAAUGUACAAGACAAAAACAAGGUAUAUUCCUUCCUAAAGGCUUUUGAUGAGGAGACAAAGCAAAUGACAAUUCAAGAACAUGUCAGAGUCAGAGCACAUCAGCAUCUCAGCAACAAUGAUUUAGAUCUUGUUUACCACAUUGACUACCAAGGCGUGACAACUCAUCCUAUUCCCACUCCAAAACAUCCAAAACCAUAGAACAUUUAUUUUUACCCCCAAGAUCCAUAUGGAAGGAAUGAAACAUGCAUGUUUUUCAAUUCUAAAAUAUCAGUUUACAGUGUACUGUCAAAAUGAUGAUAACAAGGACAAGGACUAAGGCAUUUCUAUUUGCAUUACUUUUGUUU
Messenger RNA from Manihot esculenta (cassava), 616 nucleotides. RefSeq lists its product as uncharacterized. The transcript has 2 exons. The record is from RefSeq and is a predicted model, not a curated record. The coding region runs from base 57 to 470 and encodes 137 amino acids. Lineage: Eukaryota; Viridiplantae; Streptophyta; Magnoliopsida; Malpighiales; Euphorbiaceae.